This is a messenger RNA of Phymastichus coffea, 2271 nucleotides long. RefSeq names its product forkhead box protein A2-like. Gene Ontology annotation, cellular component: nucleus. The transcript is spliced from 2 exons. Gene Ontology annotation, biological process: regulation of transcription by RNA polymerase II; animal organ morphogenesis. Gene Ontology annotation, molecular function: DNA-binding transcription factor activity, RNA polymerase II-specific; RNA polymerase II cis-regulatory region sequence-specific DNA binding. The coding region runs from base 328 to 1818 and encodes 496 amino acids. The record is from RefSeq and is a predicted model, not a curated record. NCBI's taxonomy places the organism in Eukaryota, Metazoa, Arthropoda, Insecta, Hymenoptera, Eulophidae.
CAGUUUACAUCUCCGCGUGUAAAUAAUUAUAUCCGAUCAAACGCGAUACGCGCGCGCGUCCGCGUUAAUAAAGACUUUGGCCUUCGCCGAAGGAGGGAGCUUUUACGAGAUGACAAAAAGCCCGUAGGGCCUUGAACUCUUGUUUGUCGUUCGGCCGUAAACAGUUUGGCGCUGAUCCGCGAGUACUUUUUUUCCCACGCGCACACACGUGCGCGCGCGCAUCUGUCUCGCGCAAAUGAUAGAACUCGCUGGACGAGCUUCAAUUUUUGAUACGUAAGAGUGCUCGAUUACUCGUUGAUCCUCGGUAACAACCGUCGUCUCGUCGAAAUGACGAACGAAUCCGAGACGGCGACGGCGUCGCAGCACCUUCACCAGCAGCAGCUUCAUUAUCACCAUCACCAUCACCAUCACAUUUCUACCGCGUCGUCGCAUCCGUCGGUGUCUUUGAGUUACUCGAUGCCUCGGCCGAGCGUCGCCGGCGGCGGCAGCAGCGGUGUGAUUUCGAGCCUGGCGCAAACUCAAAUGGAGCCACUUCUGACGAGCCCUGCAAGCGCCAACAACGCGUCUCCGGCUAAUCAAGAAUCGGCCCGAAAGCCAGGAACUCGUCGUCAAGAGAAGCCGCCCUACUCCUACAUAGCGCUCAUCGUCAUGGCCAUCCAGUCGAGCCCAGGUAAACGUCUCACCCUGUCGGAGAUCUACACGUAUUUGCAGCAGCACUUCCCGUUUUUCCGCGGCGCGUAUCAAGGCUGGAAAAACUCGGUGCGCCACAAUUUGAGCCUGAACGAGUGCUUUAUCAAGCUGCCAAAGGGCUUAGGACGUCCAGGUAAGGGCCAUUACUGGACCAUCGAUCCGGCCAGCGAGUACAUGUUCGAGGAGGGCAGUUUUCGCCGUCGACCGCGCGGAUUCAGACGCAAGUGUCAGGCGCUGAAGCCGCAGUACGCUCACCAGUACGCCUUCCCGACGGCGACCGGAUCCGUGCAAACCGGCACCGCUGGCUACGAGAAUCUUACUGCAGCAGGAGUCGAUUACGCCAACGGAUAUCAGAAUCAGUACCAAAGCUAUCCGGAAUACGCAGCCGUUUACGCGCCGACUUCCGAGUGGACGUACCCGGAGUACAAGGCACCGCCGAUCGCCGAGAUCACCUGCAAGACCACCGAGUUCAACGUCACUUUGAAGACCGACCCGUCGAUGUAUCGCAACGGCGAGCUCGGACCUUUCAAGAACGAGCCUGGUUACGCUCGAGCAUGCCAAGACCAGCAGACGCAGGUGUUUCACCAAAGCAAUCUCAAAUUGACCGAUCACCAUUUGGCGCAACAGCAGGAGGUGCAGCAGCCGUUCAAGCUCGACACCGAGUGCAGUGGCGUUACCACGACCACCAUUGCUAACAAUCAGAGUCAGGAUUAUUACGCAGCUUACGUGGGCAACGCGGCGCAGAAUUCAUCGAUCAACGUCAACGCGGCGAUUCAGGCGAUCCACACGAUGAAUCCAGCACAGCAGCAGACGGUAUCGAGUAGUAGCCCCGUGACGAACGUCAACUCGCCACACAGCAGCUGUCACACGCCCGUCGCUGAUCACGUUGCAGGUAUGAGGCUACAAUGCCAAAGCGGCGGCAGCUCAAGCAGCUCCGGCGGCGGCAUAGUGGAUAGAAAGCCCUACUUGGCACACGGCGCCUUGAAUUCGUCGACGCUAAGCCUGGGAAACAUCGGCGCCGGUCUCUGCCUUCCCGUCGGCGGCGCCGCUACGAACAACGUCCACUCGGCAGCGCCAACGCCAUCGAACGCGACAAUGUACUACGAUCAGAUCAAGUACAGCAUGUGAGAAAAUUACGACGCUGAUGAUUUGGUGUGCGUGUGAUUCGAUUCUCGUACUGUCUUCCGCAAUAUAUAUAUAUAUAUUUCAGUCUCAUGGAUAAGUGCCUCGAUGACAUUGUGUGUGCAAUAAUCAAAAUCUAUUGAAUGACUUUUCUGUCGAAUGCAUAAUCUCAUCAUCGAGUUUAUUCUGAUCUUCGAUGACGAUAGUUUGAUAUGUGUAAUUUAUAAAAUGUUAUUGAUAUCCCAUUGCAAAUGUUGAGAGAGAGAAGGUGAGAGAGGAAACGAGAGCAAUAUUCGUUAAAAUUCAACAAUAUUAUACCAAAAUAUUCUAAUCAGUUUUAGAUUUUUAUAGCAUUGGAUGUAGAUUUAAUUACAAAGUAUUUGAGUAAUACGAUAUUCAUAUCAAAGGUAUUUAUAAACCCUGUAAUCAUUGAUUUUUUGUCAAUAAUGCAGAUUAUUU